AUGUGUGAAAGCCGACCGGAGAACACAACCUUGGGGGCAGAGAGCGGAGAUACGGGUCACAUCCUCAAUGUUACUGCUUCUAACAGGCGUAGAGCUUGGGUGAGGUAUCGAGUGGAACAUCGCCAUGCUGACACGGAUGGACUCAUCAACAGCCAGAAUGUGGACGACUUCACCGUUGGAAGUUUAGAAGCAGAACCCAAUGUUCCCGUGUUCGAAGUAGUCGGAACUUAUAAGACAAGCUACAGAUAUUCAUCCUGGAGUUCAACAGACGAGGCCCCGCCCCUGACAACAUUUUCGGCACCUACUUUCCGCAUGAACAUCUACUCGCCGGCCAUCAUCAAUGCCUUGCAAUCAGUUGUUAAAUACUACCCAUCGCAAAAUCUCGCCGGCGACUUUGUAGAUGUAUACUGGCCAUACCCGGUGCUUGUCCACCAUUACGAUGAGCUGACCGCAUUUCGAACCACUUGCGCCAACAAAAAAGCUAGCGACAUGUGCAUCCGAGAGAAGGAUGCAGACGAACAUUUGGGCAUUCUCCUGAAAUUUCUUGACGACAACAUCAUGAAGGAUGUGCGCGCUGAGCAAGAGCGUAACAGGAAUGGCUUCUACACUUUCGAUUAUGCAUGGGUAGCCAUGAAGCCCGGCACCACAGUCUUGGUGGACUUGUCGGAUGCUACUGAUAAGUCUGCUAAAGUCAUACACUCGGUCGUUGGUGGAACCUUCGGCGAUCGACCAGAACAAUGGGAGAUUAUAUAUUGGGACUUAUGCUAUGAUGGUAUCCGUCAUCGGCUUGUAUCGGAUGAAGACCUAAGCGAGGAGUCUCUUACAAGUGGAGAGGGAGCUGUGGCUCAACAAUAUCAAUACGGCAAGGUAUAUUGGGAACUUCUUCAAAAGCAAUGCAAGUAUCACAAGGGCACAAGUUGUGAUUUUCCUUACAACGAAGUCGAAGGUCUUGUGAUGAUAGACCUCGCAGCCCAAUACAUGGAGCGUGGAUAUGAUAGACCGGUGUUGAUGGGAGAUGAUGACUGUCGAAAUUGGGCGACUGAUUGUGUGUGCUCCUUCUGCCGCCAAUACAAGCCAACAGCGCGAGGAAAACCAGCAUCUGCCUUCAGCAAGUACAAUUACAUCACGCUAGAAGAACAGUUGACUUCCCAUCAAUACCUUUUGUGCCAGUACGAGGUCAUGGCAUUCAUUUUCGCAACCCGCCACUGGGAAACGUUGCACGUCAAGAACUUGGCAGAACCAAAGUUUGAUGAGGACAUGAUCAACAACCUAGUCAUGGAAGAGGACCGGAAGAAAACACUCAAAGCUCUCGCCAAAAGUUUCGCGAGGAUCGAUAAAGAUGGCAACGAGAUGCUAAGGGACAUGUGGGCUGCCGACUUUGUCAAAGGGAAGGGUCAAGGUCUGGUUCUGUUGCUUCAUGGGAAGCCCGGUGUCGGGAAAACUUGUACUGCCGAAUGUAUCGCGGCAUUCACCAGACGACCGCUGAUGGUUCUGACCUCGAGCGAUAUUGGCACGGACCCGGUCCGAGUAGAAGCAAACUUGACAAAGAACUUCAAGUUAGCAAAAAGUUGGGGGGCCGUGUUACUGAUCGACGAGGCUGACGUUUUCAUGGAGCAAAGGACAUCUGACAACUUGAUUAGGAACAGCUUGGUCGCAGCCUUUCUACGAGCACUUGAGUACUACAACGGUAUCCUGUUUCUGACAACGAACCGGGUCGGAACAUUCGAUGAUGCCUUCAUCUCAAGAGUUCAUCUUCAGUUGUACUAUUCGGAUUUCGAUGACAACCAGCGGCAGAAGAUUUGGAAGACCUUCAUGGACCGAUUAGACCGCGAGCGGCGGAGCUCCAUCCGCUUGACUAUAGCUGCCAAAGAAUACAUUGAGAGUGUCAAGGUCAAAGCAGUCAAGUGGAACGGAAGAGAAAUCCGCAAUGCUUUUCAAACAGCAGUAGCUCUGGCAGAAUACGACGGAGAAAAAGACGAAGAUGGCAGGAUCCGUGUGACAGAUGCACACUUCAAGCCGAUCCUAGAGAUGUCGCAAAGCUUCAAGAAAUAUCUGGAAGAACUACAUAUGGGUGACGAGGCAAAGAGGGCGGAAAGGACGUAUGCCAGGCUCGAUGGUUAUAAACAGUAA
Neoarthrinium moseri is the source of this 2130-nucleotide messenger RNA. RefSeq lists its product as uncharacterized. Gene Ontology annotation, molecular function: ATP binding; ATP hydrolysis activity. The record is from RefSeq and is a predicted model, not a curated record. Lineage: Eukaryota; Fungi; Ascomycota; Sordariomycetes; Amphisphaeriales; Apiosporaceae. The transcript is spliced from 7 exons. The coding region runs from base 1 to 2130 and encodes 709 amino acids.